AUGGCAGACAGUGUGGCGUUGAUCAAAACCCCCUUAAAAGGCCACUGGAAGGGGGGUAUAAAACACAAAAUGGGUUGCGGUUCAUCAACUACAGCAGUUCCUGUGACGGAGGAGACAGCGAAUGGAGCAGCGAAGACAUCGAAUGGAGCUGGAGUGAAGGGUCACCAUCACGAUGAUCACGAUGACUUGCCAACAGUAGUACUUCCUGAAACACCAGUGUUACCAAAACCACCCGUGGCCUUCGAGAUUCCAGUUGAAGAGUUUGAUGGUACGAAGCGAGCGUCCACUCCACCAGCUCACCUGCAGAGGCUGCUCCAACCAGUUCAGCCAGACAUCAGCCUGCCUGAUAUAGAGGAAAAAUUGGCUGAAGCAGAACAGCGGAGACAGAGCAUCUUGCAAGCGAGAGCUGCUUCUGCGCAGAAGAGAGCGCAGAAAAUUAUGAAAAAUGUCCAGGAAAUGGACAGAUUAGAUUCAGAACAUGAACACUCAGAGCCUACAAAACACGUGAGAAACAGUUUGACCAUUCCACCGGAGCCUGGCGUGUGUGAAGAUAAAAAUAUUUGA
This is a messenger RNA of Spodoptera exigua (beet armyworm), 564 nucleotides long. NCBI's taxonomy places the organism in Eukaryota, Metazoa, Arthropoda, Insecta, Lepidoptera, Noctuidae. The record is from the annotation of a GenBank genome assembly.